Molecule: messenger RNA, 705 nt
Organism: Aspergillus glaucus CBS 516.65
Lineage: Eukaryota; Fungi; Ascomycota; Eurotiomycetes; Eurotiales; Aspergillaceae
Exons: 1
Coding region: 1-705 (234 amino acids)
Source: RefSeq, a predicted model, not a curated record
AUGGAGGACACUUUCUUAUUGUAUGGGAAGAGCGACAAGCAGUAUUUGGUGCUGCCUAGGGGUGGUAGUGAACUAAAGCUGGUUACUAACCCUGAAUUUCGAGAGCGGGAGAAUGGAUAUUUGAGCGAACCUAGUCAGAUUGACGUACGAAACAUACCGACUAGCCCCCCAACUGGUUCUAAUUCGCCUGUUAGACCACCUGCCGAAGCGCCUGCUCAAGAGCCCAUUGAAACGCCUUCUCGAGAUCCCCGAAUGCCUACUGAGGCGCCUGCCCGAGAGCAACUGCCAGUUAAUGAGUCCUCUCAUACUGAUGAGCCGAUGAACGAUAUAACGCCAGAACCGCCGAAAUUGCCGAAUAGAGAGAAUGGAGAGAAGGAAAGGGAUUCCUCUUCAUUGAAUGGGGGCAUGACAGAUAAUCCAUUAAAACUGUCUGAGGAAGUUCAGUCUAAAGGGGAGACAGAGCAGCAGAGUGCUCCUGAAAGGCAUGCAACUGAAGAAGUAUGUGAGAUUACCCCACCAGAGACUGAAGAAGAGCCUUUGAAUGCUGGCACAGAGAGAAUGCCAGAUAAAACACCUGUACGACGCUCAGAACGCGUCUGCCAACCAUCAACAAGGCUAGUGGAGAGCCAGCAAAUGGAUGGAUUGAGUCGCAAGCGCAAAGCUGAAGGGGAGGAAUCAUCAGAUCGUCCAGCUCAGCGCCUGUGA